AUGUCCGGGUCCUUCACGAUGCCGCACGCCCUCACCGGCGGAGCCGGAUACAAAGCGAACGGGACGUACGACGAGUUCCUGCGGCGGCACUCGGGGUUCUACCGGCGACACAGCGCGGCGUCGAACCAGAUGGAAGGGGACCGACGGGCGUCGCUGGCGGCGGACGAGAACGCGCAGGCGGCGCAGACGGCCGUCGACAACGUGCGCCGCGGCAGCGUCACGGCCGCCGGUGGUGGCGCCGCUACCGUCAACACCCGCAAGGGCAGUGUCGCCGUCGCCAGCGACGUCACCCGGAAGGACAGCAUCUUCGGCCUCGAGGCCACCGCCGGCACCCGCAUGAACGAGGAUCGCAGGCCCAGUACCAGUCUUGCUAGUGAUUUGCUUCAUAAGUUGAAGAAGUGA
Molecule: messenger RNA, 402 nt
Organism: Exophiala bonariae
Lineage: Eukaryota; Fungi; Ascomycota; Eurotiomycetes; Chaetothyriales; Herpotrichiellaceae
Exons: 1
Coding region: 1-402 (133 amino acids)
Source: RefSeq, a predicted model, not a curated record